This is a messenger RNA of Mucor mucedo, 647 nucleotides long. RefSeq names its product ubiquitin-conjugating enzyme E2. NCBI's taxonomy places the organism in Eukaryota, Fungi, Mucoromycota, Mucoromycetes, Mucorales, Mucoraceae. Gene Ontology annotation, molecular function: ubiquitin conjugating enzyme activity. Gene Ontology annotation, cellular component: nucleus. Gene Ontology annotation, biological process: protein polyubiquitination. The transcript is spliced from 7 exons. Bases 137 to 580 code for a protein of 147 amino acids. The record is from RefSeq and is a predicted model, not a curated record.
UGUAUGUCAGCAACAAAAACCUUUUUUUCUUAAUAUUUAUGGCUGAUAUGGAAUGUGACCGUAAAAAUUCCCAUUGAUAGGUUCCACUAUUUUUCUGCGCCCUUUCUAAACCUCUUUCUCUCUUUUUAUCACACAAAUGGCAUUAAAACGUAUUAGCAAGGAACUUCGAGAUUUAGAACGCGACCCACCUACGUCCUGCUCCGCAGGCCCUGUCGGGUCUGAUUUCUUUCAGUGGCAAGCAACCAUGAUAGGACCCGAUGAUAGCCCUUAUCAAGGUGGCAUCUUUAACUUGUCUAUUACUUUUCCUACAGACUAUCCUUUUAAGCCUCCAAAGAUUAGUUUUACAACAAAAAUAUAUCACCCCAAUAUAAACAGUAAUGGUUCUAUUUGUCUCGAUAUCUUGAAAGAUCAAUGGUCUCCUGCUCUCACGAUUUCUAAAGUACUAUUGUCUGUCUGUUCAUUACUGACUGACCCUAACCCUGAUGAUCCACUUGUACCCGAACUCGCGUACAUUUACAAAACCGAUCGACCUCGUUAUGAAGCUACAGCUGCUGACUGGACUCAAAAAUAUGCUAUGUAAGAUAACAGCUUUUUGUUCUUUUUUUUUUUAUUAUUAUAAUAAUUAAACAAGGAUUUUUUUUUCUUUU